AUGGUGCCACGCCUGCUGCCCGAUGGAUGUGGAGUCGUCUGGGGGCAGAGAUACAGGUCCUCACCGACCACUUCCCCAGGCGCCAACCGCGCCACCCCCGCCGCUGGCGCCGGAGGAAAAGUCAAGCCCCGGAGACCCCCGGCGCUCCGCCCGCUCCGCGGAACGCACAGCCGCCGCCAAGCCCCGGCCCGGGAGGCGCGGGAGGCGCGGGCGCCCCGGCGGCACGGCACAGCCACAGCCAGGGCGCUGCGCCCCGGAACGCGCCGGCCACUCACCCUGCGGCGCAGGCGGCGCGCGGUGCGCCCAGCGAGGAGGGCGCGGCUCGCCGCCCCGGCUCUCGGGCUCUGCCAUUGUCCCUGGCCCGCGCGCGGCGGCGCAGGAUCCGCGCGCCUCCUUGCAACCCGAGCGGCGCAGUCCCGAAUGCUCCCGGAAAGCGCUGGAAGCCGGCCCGGGCUGGGGGAGGAGGGGACGGGGCGAAACCCCACCCCGAACAGGCUCCCGCGCCCAGGGAAGCUGCAUUCCAGGCCUGACGCCGCGGCGGCGGCUGCUGCUGCUGCGCCGGGUGCCCCGGGGCCGUCCCCGCCCCUGCGCACAGGCCCCCGGGGACCUAGCUCCGGAGGCGGAGGCGGCGCCCGCUGCGCGCCCACGGGCGGGGACGGCCCGGCAGGUGAGGCCCGGCCCGGCCCCGCGCCCCUCUCCAGUGCCUGCGCAGGCCAGGCGCGGGGCUCCCCGGCGGCCCGCCGCGAACCCUCCGGAGCCCUCAUCCCGCCCCCUGGACGCAUCCGGCCGUUCUGGACCGCGCUGACUUGUGUCUGCCGCAGCCUGCAGCCCGCUCUCCCGCCAUCACAGCUCGUCCGCACGGAGGAGCACGGGCAGAUGGCGGCCGCGAGAACACAGGCUGGAUCCGGGUCAGCCUUGCCCGCGAGAGCCACGGACUGGAUCACUGUCAGCCUUGCCCACGAGAGACAGACUGGAUCCCUGUCAGCCCGCGAGAGCCACAGACUGGAUCCCCGUCAGCCCACGAGAGACAGACUGGAUACCUGUCAGCCCGCGAGAGCCACAGGCUGGAUCCCCGUCAGCCCGCGAGAGCCACAGGCUGGAUCCCCGUCAGCCCGCGAGAGCCACAGACUGGAUCCCCGUCAGCCCGCUAGAGCACAGACUGGAUCCCCGUCAGCCCGCGAGAGCACAGACUGGAUCCCCGUCAGCCCGCGAGAGCACAGACUGGAUCCCCGUCAGCCCGCGAGAGCACAGACUGGAUCCCCGUCAGCCCGCGAGAGCACAGGCUGGAUCCCCGUCAGCCCGCGAGAGCACAGGCUGGAUCCCCGUCAGCCCGCGAGAGCACAGGCUGGAUCCCCGUCAGCCCGCGAGAGCACAGGCUGGAUCCCCGUCAGCCCGUGA
Lepus europaeus (European hare) is the source of this 1398-nucleotide messenger RNA. Its product is annotated as microtubule-associated protein 6-like. The transcript has 2 exons. NCBI's taxonomy places the organism in Eukaryota, Metazoa, Chordata, Mammalia, Lagomorpha, Leporidae. The record is from RefSeq and is a predicted model, not a curated record. Bases 1 to 1398 code for a protein of 465 amino acids.